Messenger RNA from Scatophagus argus, 641 nucleotides. Its product is annotated as complement C1q-like protein 4. Gene Ontology annotation, molecular function: protein binding. The record is from RefSeq and is a predicted model, not a curated record. The transcript has 3 exons. Bases 1 to 582 code for a protein of 193 amino acids. NCBI's taxonomy places the organism in Eukaryota, Metazoa, Chordata, Actinopteri, Scatophagidae.
AUGCGAGCGUGUCUUACAGACCAGGCGUCGUGUGGCUGCUGUCUGAUGCAGCAACAGAUACAUAGGAUGAAGAUGUUCUUUAACACUAGCCUUAAUGAGCUGGAGAAGGAACUGAUGAAAACAAAGACCAUCCUCAACAAUGUCAGAGCCAGUCGCAGUGCCUUCUCUGUCGCUCUAACCACUGAAAGCAGUUUGAAAUGCUUUGGUCCCUUUCGCGAUGACAAGAUCAUCACCUACAAGCACACAUUCAUCAACCUGGGUGAUGGCUACAACACUGAUACUGGUAUCUUCACUGUUCCCCGCUCUGGUGUCUACAGCCUCGCCCUCACCAUCUACAGUGACGCUGGUGCUCCUGGCAACACUUUGGCCGCCUGCGCCAGUCUGCAGGUUAACGGCCAGGUGGUGGCAGGACCCAGAGAGAAAAAUAUGCAAGACCAAGAGGACAGUGCCACUAUUGUUAUGGCCAUUCAUCUGAAGGCUGGGGAUCAGGUAGCUGUCAGCCUGCCCAUUGGAUGUUUCCUCUGCGAUGACAACAGCAACUACAACACUUUCAGUGGUUUCCUGCUAUAUGCUACUGAUUAAGUCAGGGAAAUGUAGCUGCUGUGUAUCUUUAUUCUUGUCUGUGUAUCCUUGUUCUUGUA